Molecule: messenger RNA, 2408 nt
Organism: Sphaeramia orbicularis (orbiculate cardinalfish)
Lineage: Eukaryota; Metazoa; Chordata; Actinopteri; Kurtiformes; Apogonidae
Product: ectodysplasin-A receptor-associated adapter protein-like
Exons: 7
Coding region: 1-870 (289 amino acids)
Biological process (GO): signal transduction
Molecular function (GO): protein binding
Source: RefSeq, a predicted model, not a curated record
AUGAAUCACAACUUCCUCCUCCUUAACAGUGACAAAACCAAAGCCAUCCUGAUUGCCCCCUCCCCCUCCCCCCAUCAGGUCCAAACCUCCUCCAUACCCUCCAUCUCCUUUUCUGGCCAGACCACUCUCAACCUCACAUUGGAAAAUCACAUCAAACGCCUAGUUAACUAUAAGACCACCCUCAUCACCUUUAAGUGCCUCCAUAAAAACACCCCUGACUACCUCAAGGACCUCCUCACCCCUCACACCUCCACCUAUCAGAGCAGUUCUGAGCCAGUGGAGGACACAGACACCAGCAGCUUCAUGGCAGAAUUUUCUCUGGAGGCCAAUUAUCCAGUGCAGGUGACAGAUCCACAGGCAGACGCAGUCACUCUCCACCUCAGCUCCAUGCCCUCCAGAUACCUAAGCCACGCCUCUGACAGAAUCAGACAGCCAGUUGAAGAUGAAGAGGAAUGCACCUGUCCAUCAUCUACGUCCCCAGAUUUUCCUAAGGAGUUGCAGAUCUUCGACAGUCCAUGUGUAAAGUGUUGCUGCCCAGCCCCCCCCCCGAAGAUCAGUGACCUCAUGAACGAUAAAGACCUCCUGGACUUACUGCGGCUCAAACUGGAUCCCAACCACUGCACCGUCAAAAAUUGGAAGAACUUUGCCAGUCGAUGGGGAAUGAGCUACGAUGAACUGACCUUGCUGGAGCACCGGACCCAGGGUUCGCUGGUCCACAGCCCCACGCAGGAGUUCCUGCUGCGCUACAACCAGAAGAGCGUCAGCGAGCUGAGUGAGCUCUGCCGCUUCUACCAGCGCAUCGACGUCCUGAGGCUGCUGCAGAGCUGGAUGGAGAAGGACUGGCCCUCCAGGUGGCAGCACACCCAUUAACUGAGCAACAGGGUUAGGGUUAGGAACUGAGCCCAGGGUUAGGGUUAGGAACUGAGCCCAGGGUUAGGGUUAGGGGCUUUUCUCCUUCUAUUGCGGUUGAAGAGCCUAUUUCACACAUUUUCCAUUAGUAACAUUAGAAAAUCAUUUUAAAUGUAGUCAAACACUGACCAAAGCAACAGAGAAGUGACUGUGAAGGUACUGUUGGCAUCACUGGAAGUCUAACCCUAACCCUGUCAGACUACUGAGGAACAGCUGUGGACGUUUGUGGACACUCGUACUCCAGUUCCAUCAAACACAAGUGGAGCCAUUUCACUCAAACUGCUUUCAUGUGCAACGAUUUUAUACAUUGAUUGAGUUACACAAACAUUCUAUCUGUAGUGUCUUUCACUUUUCUAUGACAACGUAUCAGAACCUCGUAAGAAAAUAAAAACACCUGUCACUAGAAUUAAGUCGUAAAAUAUCGAGAUAAAACACGUCAUUUUAUGACAAUAAAGUCAAAUACAAAAAGAGUCAUAAUUUUACAAGAAUGAAGUCGUAAGGAGUUAGGAGAAUAAUGUCAGUCCACUCCCAGUCCACAGUUUGGACUCAGGUGGACCUGAAGUGGACCUCAGAUGGACCUCAGGUGGACCUCAGUUGGACCUCAGGUGGACCUCAGCUGGACCUCAGAUGUCCAACCAGUGCUCAGCUUCACUGGGUUGGGGUUCAGGUUCAGACUGUUGGAGAACAGGUCAGCUGACUGCCUCAUGAAGCUCAUCCACAGAAUGAGCAGAACGUCCAAAGCACAAAUCAAAGCAGAGGCUGCAGAAUCUGAAACAUGAACCAUGCUUUAGUUCAGUCCCAGAACUCCAUCUGUGUUCAUUCAGUUUGGACAGUCUACAAUGGAACCAGACAUGAAGAUAAAGACCAACAGCUGAGUCCAAAUGGUGGACUGGUAGUGGAUAUUUACAGAAUAAAGCCAUAAUAUUAUGAGAAUAACGUCAUAAUUUAAAAACAGGUGUAAAAAUCUUCUAAUUACCAGAAUCCAGUCGUAUCCACUGGUCUGAGGAUGGAGAACUGGAACAUUCUGGGAGGUUACACUUUCAUCUGGAGUUUACGCACAAAGGCCAAAUACUGAGCCUGUUAGCCCCACCCACCAAAUACUGAGCCUGUUAGCCCACCCACCAAAUACUGAGCCUGUUAGCCCCACCCACCAAAUACUGAGCCUGUUAGCCCCACCCACCAAAUACUGAGCCUGUUAGCCCCACCCACCAAAUACUGAGCCCGUUAGCCCUGCCCACCAAAUACUUAGCCUGUUAGCCCCGCCCACCAUCAACACAUUGGCAUUAGUCGUCCACUCCAACAGAAGUAAAUGUUUCUGCUUCACUUGUGUUCGCUGUAACUGGAAACUCUGUCAUCAAGGAUUAAGGCUUAAGAUUUAUAAAAUAUGACUUUUUAUUGCACUAUUGCGGAUUUAUUUUCAGAAUAUUAUGACUUUAAUCUCACAAAAGUACAACAUUGUUUUCAUUAAAUUAUUUGAAAUUUUUAAACUCUGACUUUAU